AUGGGCGCUGUAAAUACGCUAGUUAUUGCUUCUGCAGAUGCUGCUCUGGAGUUAUUCAAAAGUCAUGAUCAGGCUUUUAUCAAUCGUCAUCCAAUCCAGGCGCUGCAACCAUCAAAUGAAGAUAAUCAUGGGACUCCAUGGGAUGUUAUGGAUCUUGAAUCUGCAACUGGGAAUGAACUCUAUCAACUGCUUGAGAAGAUUGGAGUGUUAUCUACAAUGCCUAAUAUAGCUGAUUUCUUUCCAUGGUUACGAAAUUUAGACCCACAGAAUUUGGCCAACCGGACGAUGAAUGCAGUCAACGCAUGUGCAGACAUUGUUGAUGGCUUUGCAAAGGAGCGAAGGAUAACGGAUGCUAUCCGCAAUAACAAGGAGGAGAAGGAUUAUUGGGAUUUGUUGAUCGACUUCGAAGGCAAUGGCAAAGAUGAACCAAGGAAACUGUCUGACAGACACAUUAACUGGUUUAUAACGGAAAUUUUUAUUGGUGGAACCGAUUCACUAAUCAAUUCCAUAGAGUGGGUAAUGUCAGAAGUUGUUCGCAAUCCUGAGGUAAUGAGGAAGGCCAAAGACGAGAUUGGCCAAGUUGUUGGUUAUCAUAGAAAGAUCGACGAAAGUGAUUAA
Papaver somniferum (opium poppy) is the source of this 618-nucleotide messenger RNA. Its product is annotated as cytochrome P450 76A2-like. The transcript has 3 exons. NCBI's taxonomy places the organism in Eukaryota, Viridiplantae, Streptophyta, Magnoliopsida, Ranunculales, Papaveraceae. The record is from RefSeq and is a predicted model, not a curated record. Bases 1 to 618 code for a protein of 205 amino acids. Gene Ontology annotation, molecular function: monooxygenase activity; iron ion binding; heme binding.